Messenger RNA from Arachis ipaensis, 829 nucleotides. NCBI's taxonomy places the organism in Eukaryota, Viridiplantae, Streptophyta, Magnoliopsida, Fabales, Fabaceae. The record is from RefSeq and is a predicted model, not a curated record.
AUGCACCCCGUUAUACUCCACCUCGCCUCUUUGACUCCUCAUCGCCCUCUUGGUGUGAUCAUUCCGACGCUACUGCGUUUGGGAAGGAGAGUCACUGCCUCAGAAGGAGAAGUCUCGAGCCGUCCUCCGCCCCAUUAUAGUCCAUCUUGCCUGUUGUGUCUCUGUGGGUUGAAGAUUUCGGAGAGUGGAGUUUCCACCGUCGUUAUUGCUGCCGCUGUUUCCGUCACCACUGCCAUUGUUGUUGCUGCCACUGUUUCUGCCGUCAUGCCGUGGUUCAUAUAUUUUUCUUGCUUUCUAUUUACUGUAGACACAAAUCCCAACUAUUUCCCUAGUUCUUGUUUCUUUGUAGGCAGGUUUAUUUCUCCUAUAAUUGGAGAACUAAGUAAGAAGUACCCUCAUGUAACAACAUAUAAGAUUGAUAUUGAUCAGGAAGAAAUUCAAGGCACAUUAGGCAAGCAAGUUACAGAUUACAUGUGGUAAUUGUUUAAGCUUUUAGUUAGAAAUUCAUUUAUUCUAUUAUUCUUUUGUAUACAUAAAAUCUUACAUAGGUAUGGACCAUAUAUCUCACUGUGUCCAUCAAUCACACUUAUCUUCAUAUUUAUAAUCCCUUGUGCCGUUGUGCAGCCAACACUCCAUUUUUUUCAAAAUGGAAAAAAGGCUGAUGAACUUAUAGGUGCCGAUGUUGCACGAAUGAACCAUAUUACAUAGAAACUCUUCAAGUAAUCCUUCAAAUCUUCACUUUAUGUAAUGUUUUGGUUGCUGUUAUUUCCUUUCACUAAAGUUUUGCAUUGCUAGCAUUUCACGUAGCAAUGCAAUGUUCUAUUCUGCA